UCGGCGCUAGCUGUUGUUGCUCUAGCCGUUCCGUCCCAGGACCCAAAUUCACUGCCAUGUCUUCUGAAGAAGGGAAACUCUUCGUGGGAGGUCUUAACUUCAACACCGAUGAGCAGGCGUUGGAAGAUCACUUCAGCAGCUUUGGGCCUAUCUCUGAGGUGGUGGUCGUCAAGGAUCGGGAGACUCAACGAUCCCGGGGAUUUGGUUUUAUCACCUUCACCAAUCCAGAACAUGCUUCAGAUGCCAUGCGAGCCAUGAAUGGAGAGUCCCUGGAUGGUCGCCAGAUUUGUGUGGAUCACGCGGGCAAGUCUGCCCGGGGGACCCGAGGGGGUGCCUUUGGUGCCCAUGGGCGUGGUCGCAGCUACUCCAGAGGUGGUGGGGACCAGGGCUAUGGGAGCAGCAGGUAUGACAGUCGACCUGGAGGAUACGGAUAUGGAUACGGAAGAUCCAGAGACUAUAGUGGCAGAAGCCAGGGUGGUUAUGACCGCUAUUCUGGAGGAAAUUAUAGAGAUAAUUACGACAACUGAGAUGAGGCAUGCACAUAAUGUAGAUACACAAGGAAUAAAAAUUCUUCUGAACCAGGAUCGUCCUUCCAGAUGGCUGUAUUUAUAAAAGAUUUUUGGAGCUGCACUGAAACAUCUUUGUUUUAGUACAUCAACUUCUAUUUUUGAAUUAAGCUCCCAGGGUAGCCUGUUAAAAGACCUUUUAGUAAAUGCCAUAUGUUUUUAAAACUUUUUUCUCCCAUUUAAAGACAAAUUCUGCGACA
Molecule: messenger RNA, 766 nt
Organism: Echinops telfairi (small Madagascar hedgehog)
Lineage: Eukaryota; Metazoa; Chordata; Mammalia; Afrosoricida; Tenrecidae
Product: RNA-binding protein 3-like
Exons: 1
Coding region: 57-527 (156 amino acids)
Biological process (GO): regulation of translation; positive regulation of mRNA splicing, via spliceosome
Cellular component (GO): spliceosomal complex
Molecular function (GO): ribosomal large subunit binding; RNA binding
Source: RefSeq, a predicted model, not a curated record